AUGUCAUCUUCCCCACAUGAAGUCAUUCUCACUAGCUCCCCUGAAGGCCCCAUAAUUGCUUAUGAUGCCUCCUCCGGCGCCUCUGUGACCUGCUUCACCGGCAGCCGCUCACCCCGUCGGGGCCUCGCCCUCGUUGGAAAGAUUUUCAUUGCUGCAUCACACAUCUCCCCCGUCACGGCUUCUGGCUCAAUCCACAUCUACAACUGGUGGUCCUCAACAGCCUUCCAUAAACUACCCGUCCCUGAACCUGUUGCCCCUCUAAUUGGUACUCCUGAUGGCUCUUAUCUCUUCGCUGGUGGUCUUUCAGGAAGUGUCUAUGCACUCUCAGUCCCAUCGGGGGAUGUACUUAGAUCAGUUCAUGCACACAAAAAAUCUGUUUCCUGUCUUAGAAUCAGUGAAGACGGCUCACUUUUGAUUUCAGGUAGUGAUGAUGGCACCAUCGUUGUGAUCCCAAUCUUUCAACUUGUGGGGUCAUCGAUAAAUCAAGACAUGGACCAGUUAAUAAUGCACAAGUUAGCUGCACACUCAGGUGCAGUCACAGAUAUCAUUUCCGGCAAGGAAUUGUGCAACUCCCAGAUCAUCUCAUGCUCAUUGGACUGCACAUGUAAGUUCUGGAGCCUCCUCCGCGGGACCCACCUGCGCACCGUGGUGUUCCCCAGCACCAUUCUGGGGCUUGUCCUGAACCCCUCAGAAUCAGAGUUCUAUGCUGCAGGCUCAGACGGGUCUGUGUACAAAGGAUCUAUCAAAGUUGGAAGCAGAAGAAUUCCCAGCAGCAAAGGACAAGAUCAUGAACUGGUAAUAGCUCAAAACCACAAUGGGGCAAUUGUGUCUUUGGCAAUGGUGAACAGUGGGAGAAAUCUUGUGUCAGCUUCAGAAGAUGGGGGUGUUUAUAUUCAGAAAAUAGAUGAUGGACAAGUGGUUUUGGCUCUUGGGAAUGAGUUUGGAAGCAGUAUUAGUGACUUGGUGGUGGCCACAGGAAUUGGUUGUGGCAAAGACAUUGUUGGGUCAAGAUUGGGCAGUGGCGAAUUUGAUGGUGUUAGAAUUGGACUUAGUGGGAGACAAGUGAUGAUGAGUAGUUCACCAGUGAAGGAAAGAGUGGAGAUGGAAGAUGUUUUGGCAUUGGCAGAGAAAGAUAGAAGCAGGGCAAUUGAUUUGCUUGAAUCUGCUAUUGCUAUGUAUGAGAGGCUUCUUGAACUCAUUCUAAAGGAAGCCAAGGGAACAAGCAGCGGAGAAGUUGCAAAAGAGAGAGAGAACUCUAUAUAA
This is a messenger RNA of Morus notabilis, 1263 nucleotides long. Its product is annotated as protein ROOT INITIATION DEFECTIVE 3. Gene Ontology annotation, biological process: rRNA processing; DNA-templated DNA replication. The coding region runs from base 1 to 1263 and encodes 420 amino acids. The record is from RefSeq and is a predicted model, not a curated record. Gene Ontology annotation, molecular function: protein binding. The transcript has 2 exons. Gene Ontology annotation, cellular component: nuclear pre-replicative complex. NCBI's taxonomy places the organism in Eukaryota, Viridiplantae, Streptophyta, Magnoliopsida, Rosales, Moraceae.